UUGGAUGAGACCCAAAAACCGGUGAGAACGAGAAUGUAAUGGACAAUCAGAUAUACUCAGACUCUUUGGACAAGUGUUUUCUUCGAUUUUGAUGGCAUCAUGCAUCGAAAUCGAUCGGUACGGUCUCAUUCCUCUUGCUGUCGCCCCUCUCCCUUGCCGUCGUCCCUCCUCCAAAACCCUAGUUCUCACUCGCCCCUCUGCCAAAUUCAGUCUCGGACUCGUUCUUCAUGGGCCCAGAACCGUCUUUCGCAUCAACCGCCGCCGGUUCAUUACGGCCGUGGCGAGGACUGAACCGGACCGGCGCGGUGAGGACAGUGCCACAGAGGAAGUUGACAAAGGCCUUAAAUUACCAAUCAACGAAGAUUUGGUUUCUGAGCAUCAACAAAAAGAGAGUCAGUUUAAGAAAAGGGUUGUUUUUGGACUAGGCAUUGGAAUUCUAGUUGGUGGUGUUGUAUUGGCUGGAGGAUGGGUUUUCACAGCUGCCCUAGCUGCUGCUGUUUUUGUCGGUGCACGUGAAUAUUUUGAGUUGGUUAGAAGUCAUGGAAUUACCGCAGGAAUGACACCUCCUCCUCGAUAUGUGUCACGAGUUUGCUCUGUUAUCUGUACUGUCAUGCCGUUACUUACACUGUACUUUGGUAACAUUGAUGUUUCCGUGACAUCUGCUGCCUUUUUUGUUGCUAUGGCAUUGCUUUUGCAGAGGGGAAAUCCUCGUUUUGCUCAGCUUAGUAGUGCCAUGUUUGGGCUAUUUUAUUGUGGUUAUCUUCCUUGUUUCUGGGUUAAGCUUCGAUGUGGUUUAGCAGCUCCUGCCUUAAACACCAGAAUAGGAACGGCUUGGCCUUUUCUUCUUGGUGGUCAAGCUCAUUGGACAGUGGGUCUCGUGGCAACCUUGAUUUCUAUCAGCAGUAUAAUUGCAGCAGAUACAUAUGCUUUUCUUGGGGGCAAGGCAUUUGGUCGAACACCACUCACCAAUAUUAGUCCAAAGAAGACAUGGGAGGGAGUUAUUGCAGGCUUAGGUGGUUGUAUAGCCACUUCUGUUAUAUUGUCAAAGAUUUUCCGCUGGCCAACAUCUUUAUCAAGUGCAAUAGCUUUUGGAUUUCUGAAUUUCUUUGGAUCUCUUUUUGGGGACCUUACUGAGUCAAUGAUCAAACGUGAUGCGGGUGUCAAAGACUCCGGGUCUCUUAUUCCUGGGCAUGGUGGAAUACUUGAUAGAGCGGACAGUUACAUUUUCACUGGUGCACUUGCAUACUCCUUUGUCAAAACCUUCCUGCCACUUUAUGGAGUUUGAUUUUCAAAAUUGUGACCAUUGCCAAAGGGGAAAAAUACAAAUGAAAGUGGGAAAUUUUCUUGUUAUCCAUCUGGAAACUGGAGCAAACACAAGCAUUUAUGCUUGAUAAAUGUGGAGAGGUUCGCAGGCAAAAGAAACAUGAUGUAAAAUGUAUCACAGAUUCACAAUAGCUGUUUUCAACUCAAGCAGACUGUAAUUCUUUCCUGAAUCCCAGAUUGAGCAGUAAGUACAUUCUUUCUGUAAGCUUUUUGUGAAUGACAUGAGAUAUACUGAACCCUGCCAUGUUCCAUUGAUGUGGGACUUCCGCGUUAAGAUGAUGCAACUAGAGCUGGGUGCAGAUAUUGUAAUUGUUUGCAAGGCCAAUGCCAGCUUGCUUGUAGAGAUUUAUGAAGUUCAUUUUGUUAGAAUGGAAAUGAGUUCUUUAUCUUCUUCUGAGAUGAUAGCUUCAGCCA
Messenger RNA from Vitis riparia (riverbank grape), 1737 nucleotides. RefSeq names its product phosphatidate cytidylyltransferase 4, chloroplastic. The transcript is spliced from 7 exons. Lineage: Eukaryota; Viridiplantae; Streptophyta; Magnoliopsida; Vitales; Vitaceae. The coding region runs from base 92 to 1285 and encodes 397 amino acids. The record is from RefSeq and is a predicted model, not a curated record.